This is a messenger RNA of Olea europaea var. sylvestris, 767 nucleotides long. RefSeq lists its product as uncharacterized. The transcript is spliced from 2 exons. Gene Ontology annotation, cellular component: mitochondrion. The record is from RefSeq and is a predicted model, not a curated record. Bases 16 to 468 code for a protein of 150 amino acids. Lineage: Eukaryota; Viridiplantae; Streptophyta; Magnoliopsida; Lamiales; Oleaceae.
UGAACGGAAAAGCGUAUGUUUAUAAACACGACUCUUGGCAGAGGACAAGUAAGAAGGCCUGAAGCCAAGCCAAGCCAAGCCAAGCAAAGGCUGCGCGUUAAUAAAAGGAAAAUGGAGCAGGUGGCAAACUUGUUGCAGAGGGCGGCGAACAGCAACGCCGUUAUAAACACUCUUCUUGCCAGCGUCUUCGCUGUGUUGAGUUUACGAUCGGUGGAGCAGCAGCGUCAAAUCGAGGCAUUGGAGGCGGAGAAGGACUCGCUCGUCAAAGCCAACAAGGGUUUGAAGAAAACAAUUUGGGAUUGGAAGCAGCAGCUGUUUUCUGAGGCGGAGGCGAAUCCACAAAACGCUUUCGUUCCUCUUUCCACCCUCAAGGUCAUCUAUGGCGAAGCCACUCCCGCCGCCUCUGUCAUCGCCGGUGGAGCUGAUAAGGGAGAUGCGAAGUCAACUGCAUCAAAGAUUAUGAUCUGAAAGCUGUGUUGUAUUCUUUGUAAUGAUCCAGAAACAGAAUUUACGGUUAGGAAGAAACCGAAAAAACCAAAAAAAUGACAUUGGCUUCGAAGUGAAAAGUUUGCUUAGUAGGCAUCAAACUAGAAAAAAUUGGGAUUUGAGAACCUGUGAAAUGGUGCCAUUUUUGUGAAGAUCAGUUUACAGUAAGUCAGUAACCAGAUUUUGGCCUGUCUCUGUGAAGAAUUAAAUAAAUUAUCACCGUCCUUUUGGCCUUUUGCUUUUUGAAUUUUCCUGCCAAAUUACUUUAGGCAUUUCUUGAA